Exophiala bonariae is the source of this 414-nucleotide messenger RNA. RefSeq lists its product as uncharacterized. The transcript has a single exon. The record is from RefSeq and is a predicted model, not a curated record. The coding region runs from base 1 to 414 and encodes 137 amino acids. Lineage: Eukaryota; Fungi; Ascomycota; Eurotiomycetes; Chaetothyriales; Herpotrichiellaceae.
AUGUCAGCACUUUCUGCCGUGGAAUCGCUUCUCAAAGACGACCCAAGCCAGGUGAUCAUGAUUAUGUCUUCGCGUUCGGUGACUGUAAUUGACUUGAAGCAGUCGGCCUUGGAGAUCGAGAACCUGCUAGACCGAAUCCGAGAAGAACUGCAAUCGAACAAAAAGCUGGGAAGCCUAGUGAAAUACAAAAUCGUGGACAAAGGACAUAAUCAACAAGCACGACUGAACAAAUUGCUCCACUUCAAGGGACCAGAAGAAGCGACCUUAGAAUUGCUUCAACAGAAGAACAAAGAAUGGUUGGAUGAUCCCAGUACCUUUUGGACGUAUGGGAUGUCUCCGACCACUGGUGGUUCACAUAAACAAGGGGCGCAGAUUAUUAGCCUUUAUCUCCAAGCCAAGUGUAUUGACCAGUAG